AUGAAUAAAUUUAAUCGAAACACGUCCAUAAAAAUUUUCAAAAAUUUAUCAUCCUCUUUUAACAUUAUUAUAAAUAUAACAAAUAAUAAUAUUAAUAAUAAAUAUUUUUUUCAUUCUUAUACUAAAACGAAUUCAUCAUUAUAUAAUUUAUCCCGAUUUAAAAAUGGAAAUGGAAAUAAUAAAAAUAUAAAUAAUAAUAAUAUUUUACAAAUUAAUAUUAAUAAUAGUAAUAAACCAUACUUAAUUUUUGAGCAACAAAAAAGGUGGCAUAUUAAUCAUCAUCAUCAUGGUCAUAGAAAUGAAGAACAUUCGGGUUUGAUUGCUGCACUUACUAUUUCUGAUUCAAAAAGUCGUGGAACAAAAAUUACAUUGUGGGGACUUGCAAGUAAUGUUGGACUAACCGCAGCAAAAGGUGUUGCUGGUGUGGUAAUGAAUUCCGCGUCAUUAGUAGCCGAUGCUGCGCAUUCUUUAAGUGAUCUAAUUAGCGACUUUGUGACAUUGUACACUUUUCGAAAAUCUAGGCGCCCUGCAGAUGCAACCCAUCCUUACGGAUAUGGGAAAUAUGAAUCGAUCGGAUCAUUAGCAGUCUCUUCACUAUUAAUAGCAGGAGCAAUUGGAAUUGGUCAUCAUUCCUACGAAUUAUUGGUUGAGCUUCUUCCAGUAGAAAUACCGACUAAUAUAAGUGAACUCAACGGUGCCAUAAAUAGUGCAAAUUUACAUCCUCUAAAUCCCAAUGCUGCUUGGUUUGCCGCAGCAUCUGUUCUUGUUAAGGAAAUAUUAUUUCGAAUCACAUUAAAAAUCGGAUUAGAAGAACGAUCGGAUGUUUUAAUAGCCAAUGCAUGGCACCAUCGUAGUGACGCAGCUUCAAGUUUGGUAGCCCUUGGAGCAAUUGUGGGAAGUUAUCUUGGAUUUCCAUUUCUUGAUCCGGUAGGUGGUAUCUUAGUAGCAGGAAUGAUAAUGAAAAGUGGAUUUGAAAUUAUGUUAAGUUCAUUAAAAGAAUUAGCUGAUAUGAAAGUUGAAGAGGAUAUUAUAUGCCAAGUUGAAAAAGCCGUUGAAAAAUCAAAGGGUACUAAUUCAAAUAUAGUAAAUUUUCAUAGUAUAAGAGGCAGAAAGUCAGGUCCAUUUCAUUUAAUCGAUAUGGUGUUACAAGUUGAUCCCGAUAUAACUGUAUCAAAGGCUCAUCACAUCGAGGAACAAGUUAGACGAGCUGUUAAGGAUGAAUGUAAAAGUGUUAAAGAAGUUUUGAUGCAUUUGGAUGUUGAAGAUCAACAACCUCAUCAUUAA
Rhizophagus irregularis DAOM 181602=DAOM 197198 is the source of this 1284-nucleotide messenger RNA. RefSeq lists its product as uncharacterized. Gene Ontology annotation, biological process: transmembrane transport; monoatomic cation transport. Gene Ontology annotation, molecular function: monoatomic cation transmembrane transporter activity. NCBI's taxonomy places the organism in Eukaryota, Fungi, Glomeromycota, Glomeromycetes, Glomerales, Glomeraceae. Gene Ontology annotation, cellular component: membrane. The record is from RefSeq and is a predicted model, not a curated record.